Molecule: messenger RNA, 2318 nt
Organism: Engraulis encrasicolus (European anchovy)
Lineage: Eukaryota; Metazoa; Chordata; Actinopteri; Clupeiformes; Engraulidae
Product: coiled-coil domain-containing protein 186-like
Exons: 2
Coding region: 59-862 (267 amino acids)
Source: RefSeq, a predicted model, not a curated record
GAGUAUCUUCGGAUACUCUGACUAAGAUACAUACUAUACUAGGUUACAAUGUAUCAAGAUGUUCUUUACCUAUUUACAUCUGAGCAAGAUGUGGUAUACUAUACUAGAUUACACAUCUGUGCUGAAAUGUCUUUCUCUUGUUUCUCUCAAAGGGAAAUGGAAGAAGAUUGUGAUUGGGGUCCUCUUCCUCAUCUCCCUCAUCCUACUGGGCAUCACUAUCUGGCAAAGAGACAAGGUCAACAGAGUUGACUCUCUGAUGCAAGAACAGGAGGAAAAGAUUCGUGCCGAAGAGCAAAAGAAACGAGAGGACUUGGAGAAAGAGCUGGGAGAUGCCAAGCAAGAGCGGGACAAGCUGAAGACGCAACUGGAAGAUGCCAAGUGGAUGCUGGGAGAUGCCAAGCUGGAGCGGGACAGCCUGAAGUCACAACUCGGAGAUGCCACAAAGCAGCUGGGAGAUGCCAAGAACGAGCUGGGAAAUGCCUUGGAGGAACGGGACAAGCUGAAGAUUCAGCUGAGCGAUACCAAGUGGGUCUUGGCAGAUUUCAAGCAAGAGGGGGACAGCCUGAAGUCACAACUCGGAGAUGCCACAAAGCAGCUGGGAGAUGCCAAGAACGAGCUGGGAAAUGCCUUGGAGGAACGGGACAAGCUGAAGAUUCAGCUGAGCGAUACCAAGUGGGUCUUGGCAGAUGUCAAGCAAGAGGGGGACAAGCUGAAGACGCAGUUUCGAGAUGCCACAUGGGAGCUGAGAAAUGCCAAGUCGACCCUGGAGAAGCUGAAGACGCAGCUGGGAAAUGCCCAGCAAGCACGGGAAGAUGCCAAGCAGAAACUGGGAGAUGCCAAGCAGCAGCUGGGAGAUGCCUAGAGGGAGCUGGACAAGCUGAAGGCGCAGUGCAACGCCGGGCAGAUGGCGAGCAGCAGCCCCAUGGCUAUUGGGCUUCUCAUCUUAUUCCUGCUAGUAGUGCUCCUAGGUAGUGCGGGGGCCCUAAGCCAUCCGUGCUGAACAAUGCCUCGCUUUAGAAUAGGGACCCUUAUUCCACAUCUGUUUUCACACUGUUCAGGGUUUGUUCACACUGUGUGUCGGGAGCUUAUAGGCCUACAUAUUGUAUUCUGACACUUACUACUUACUAAUGAAGAGAAAUAUAGGCUUACUGGUCCUUAGUAAGGUUAUAUUGGUAAUAAAUCCUUAAUUGUGCAUGAACAAGACAUUUGCGAAUACAUACCUAACAAAUGUUUGAAAAACUUUCAGACUUUUUACAUGGAAUAACUGAAAAAUAUCAGGCGUAGUUUUUGUUUUAUUUGUAACCAUCACUGUAACCAAUGACAUGCAACUGCGGAAAUUUGUAGGGUGUAGAAUGUAGAAUGUGUAGGGACAGGCUCAUGGCUGCUUUGCUGUGUUUUUAUUUUUCAUUUAGAUUACGAUUUCACUCUCUCUUAUGCUUUCUUUCUAUACAAGACACAUUUAUGGGAUAGCAAAGUGUCCUGUGAAGUAUGUAUGUGUGAAUGGGAUAGAAUAAAAAGCUGUUAUUGUCAUUAUGACAGAUUUGUGAAUAAGUGACUUAAGGCAUGCAUGGCAGUUUAUUUAUCUAUGUCAUGAUUCAUCUGUAUUUGUGUAUAGCCAUCUCUGGUGUCAUUAUGUACAUAGGUACAUGUGUAAGUGAGGCUACGUGCCCACGACAACGAUAAUGAUAGAGGUAAAUGUAGAACAUUUCCACAGAUGUGCCUAUCAUGCCCACGGCGUGUUCUUAAGCUCAAAACGCAGAAAACACAAACGCUUGCCAAAGUGAAGAUCUUGAAAGCGGUCCAACCUGUCGUCGCCGUUGGAACGAGUGCACAUGUUUUUUCUUAGCACACGCACCUGGAAGGAAUAUAAUGUAAUAUUCACUCUGAAUAUCCUAUAGAUAUGAGCGUUGCUAUGUGUGUCCAUGGGUAGUAUUAGACAGAUAUCCACCCUCAAACGCCCGUGGGCACGCAGAUAAAUUGUGGAGAAAAAAAAGCACUUCUGCGUUUAUGACUUAGACCGUUGUCGUGGGCACGUAGCCUAAGUGAAUGUCUGUGAUGCUGAAGAAGGUAGGCAACUAUGCCGGUGGAGUACGUGCGUGCGUGCAGUAACUGCUUAGAUAAAGGAUGGCGGACACUGGAGGAAGGAAGAGAACUCUGAGUCUUCAGUAAAAGAUGGAAAGACUGGCUGCUUGCACACACACACACACACACCAACGAUAGAUUAGAUAUGAGAACUGUGUGUGUCUGUAAUAUGCUUACUAUAAAGACCUGUUGUAUGCAAGAAUGAUUUAGUUCUGAUCAUGCGAAUCGAUGGCCUG